CUGAAAUGGAGACUUCUCAGAUUCGCCAGAACUACGACCGCGACUGCGAGGCUUUGAUCAACAAGAUGAUCAAUCUGGAGCUUUUCGCUUCCUACACUUACACUUCAAUGGCUUUCUACUUCAAACGGGAUGAUGUGGCUCUUCCUGGUUUUGCCAAGUUCUUCAAGGAGAACAGCAAGGAGGAGCGCGAGCAUGCCGAGAAAUUCAUGGAGUUUCAGAACAAGAGGGGUGGAAAAAUUGUCCUUCAGGACAUAAAGAAACCGGAGCGUGAUAUGUGGGGCAAUGGACUGAUCGCUAUGCAGUGCGCUCUUCAGCUGGAGAAGAACGUCAACCAGGCUCUGCUGGAAUUGCAUAAAGCCGCCUCUGAGAAGGGAGACCUUCAUAUGUGUGACUUCCUGGAGACUCACUACUUGAAUGAGCAGGUUGAGGCCAUCAAGAAGCUUGGUGACCACAUCACCAACCUUUCCAAGAUGGAUGCUGGAAACAACAGGAUGGCGGAGUACCUGUUUGACAACCACACCCUGGAAAGCUAAAUGCAGACCUCAGACCCUACAAAAAUGAAUAGAAAUACUAUUCUCUUAAAGAUGUUCUGAUCAAAUAGCUCUUGUACAAAUUUGUAAUGUUUGAGAGGUUGAAAGGUUAACAUCAAGUAAAGGUUGCUGUUACUAUUAUACAAUUAUGCAGCGUAAAAUUAUUAAAUAUUGUGAUUGUCAUUGAGCAAUGCUUAUGUUGAAUGGGCACUGACUGACGUAGUGAAUUUAAAUGAUGUUUUAUUAACAAAAUUCGGGAGGAGCAACGUUCAAAUAAUCUGACUAAUCAUCACGUCAUCUCGGCCAGCUGUCAGCAAUCAGUAGUCAACAUAUCUACCCAAUCAGCACAAGUGAAAGCAUAUAUAUAAGACACGGUCGACUCACCCAUAUUCCUCGACAGUUUGACAGCAUCCCUCCACCACCCCGUCUCCUCACACCUGCACUGGUUACUUUCCAGAAUACUAACCAGAAUGGGGGGAGUAAUCUGGGUUCGGGCCAAAAUACCGAGCUCGGAGCCCUCUCCUCGGACAGCACGCCAAAUACGCAUACUACUACGCAUACAUUUUUCUAUCUGAUUAUUUGUAAGUGUGAACUCGUGAAAUAAACAUUUUGAGCUGAAAAACUUGUCUUU
This is a messenger RNA of Megalobrama amblycephala (Wuchang bream), 1161 nucleotides long. RefSeq names its product ferritin, middle subunit-like. Gene Ontology annotation, cellular component: cytoplasm. Lineage: Eukaryota; Metazoa; Chordata; Actinopteri; Cypriniformes; Xenocyprididae. Bases 6 to 533 code for a protein of 175 amino acids. The transcript is spliced from 4 exons. Gene Ontology annotation, molecular function: ferric iron binding; ferrous iron binding. The record is from RefSeq and is a predicted model, not a curated record. Gene Ontology annotation, biological process: intracellular iron ion homeostasis; iron ion transport.